Nelumbo nucifera (sacred lotus) is the source of this 1933-nucleotide messenger RNA. Its product is annotated as GDP-fucose transporter 1. The record is from RefSeq and is a predicted model, not a curated record. Lineage: Eukaryota; Viridiplantae; Streptophyta; Magnoliopsida; Proteales; Nelumbonaceae.
UCUUUCGUCUCUUCCUAUUUCAAAACAACGACCAAUCUGGAAUGUGUACACGAUGAACGAUCUGGAUUUUUCUCACGGUAGAUUUCCAUGGUAUAGAACUUGUAGUAGACAGUAGAUACCCAGAUUACUAAACAGGUGGUCUUCCCGGUUUGAAGUCUUCACCGCAGCCAUGGACGGCAAUAAAUCGUAAAAGUCGCGGGAAAAUGCCAUUAACGUCCUGAGAGCAGAUCUCCAAACUCGCCUGUCAACAGAAGAAGGAAACGCAGUACGCCCCUGUCAAGUUCUCAGUUUUGCUCGCCUCUAACUUGUAAGAAUUAAAGAGAAACUUUGCUUUAUUUGGGGAUUCUUUCUUAUCUUCAACAUUUCCGCCAGAAAGAGCAGAUCAAGAUAUUUGGGUCUUCAGAAGUGUUUACUAGAUUUAGCUUCGUAAUUUGGUGACGGUUCCGUUCAGUGUCUGUGAAUUGUUUUUGAUCUGUAUACGUCGAAUGUGCUGAUAGAAGUUUUUUGGUCAGUGAAGGAUCUGCUAAAUCUAGCGGCAGAUUUGGCAAUGGCUUCCACCAGAUUUGAUAGUUCAAAGCAAUACUACGCCACUAGUAGUCUCGUUGUCGGAUAUGCUCUUUGUUCGAGCUUGCUCGCUGUCAUUAACAAGUACGCCAUUACCAAAUUCCCCUUCCCUGGUCUUCUGACUGCAUUGCAGUACUUGACCUCUGCUCUGGGUGUUUGGGUUCUUGGGAAAUUAGGGUUUCUCUAUCAUGACCCUUUCACAUUGGAGACUGCAAAGAAAUUCCUGCCUGCUGCCAUUGUUUUCUACCUCGCAAUCUUCACCAACACGAAUCUGCUUCAUCACGCCAAUGUCGAUACCUUCAUUGUUUUCAGAUCUUGUACGCCCCUUUUGGUUGCCAUAGCGGAUGCCGCUUUUCGGAAACAGCCCUUUCCGUCGAAGCUCACCUUCGCUUCUCUGGUGAUCAUAUUGGGUGGUGCGGUUGGGUAUGUUGCCACUGAUUCAGCUUUCACCAUCACUGCAUACUCAUGGGCAUUCGCUUAUUUGGUGACGAUUACUACUGAGAUGGUUUACAUCAAACACAUGGUUACGAAUCUUGGGUUGAACACCUGGGGUUUUGUACUGUACAACAAUCUCUUGUCUUUGAUGAUGGCACCCCUGUUCUGGGUUGUGACUGGGGAGUAUGUUGACGUGUUCUCUGCCGUGGGAACAAAUUCCAGCAAUUUGGUGGAACCUGGUGCAUUUUUUGCGGUAGCAUUGUCUUGUGUGUUUGGCUUGCUCAUCAGUUUCUUCGGGUUUGCAUCCAGGAAAGCAAUUUCUGCCACCGCAUUUACAGUUACAGGCGUGGUUAAUAAGUUCCUUACCGUGGCAAUCAAUGUGUUGAUUUGGGAUAAGCAUGCCAAUCCAUUUGGUUUGGUUUGCUUGAUUUUCACUAUUGCUGGGGGAGUUCUUUAUCAGCAGUCAGUUACUGGAGGCCCUCCCAUACAAAAUGACUCUGCAGCAUCUAAGCAGGCUGUUAGUGGGGAUGAUGAUAGCGAUUCUGGAGAUAAUACUCAAGGAAAAGGGGGAUCUGGUAAAUCUGAUGUAUAACUGAAGGGAACAAAUUUGUUCCUUUCGAAUAAUGGCCCAGAGGCUAACGGUUGUGUUUGGAGCACUAGAUGUGGUAUUAGCAGUUAAAGAUCUUGAGUUAUUGGUUGUAUGAGAAUAUCCUCACUUUGGUUAGCCUUCUGAGGUAUUCAUUUUGUAUUAUUGCUGUCCUUUUUUGGUCCUUUUGACCUCCAGGGUAGGUGAACAAUACUGGUUAUAGUUUCUGUUGAUGCUACAAUACUUUAGCAUUCUGAAAAAAAAAAAGAAAAAAGUCAGAAAAAAUGCAAAUGCUCUUGCCCUUGGUUUUAAUGCUAAUAUUCAAUUAAAUUGGCAAUGUUUCACUAA